AUGCAGUUGUCACAACAGAUGACCGCCUCGCAGCAGUCUCACCAGUACCCCCAGCCCUCCUCCCAGCAGCCCUUCUCCAUGAGCCAACCCUCCUCCCAGACUCUCAACUUGCAGUCUUCCUAUCGCCAGUAUACCGACCCAGCACCACAGCCCGCUGAGCAUGCUCUCUACUCGGGUGUUGGUGUCUACGAAACCGAAGCCAAUGGCAUCACCGUCAUGCGCCGUCAGAGUGAUGGCUGGCUCAAUGCGACACAGAUCCUAAAGGUGGCAGGGGUGGAAAAGGGACGCCGGACAAAAAUCUUGGAAAAGGAGAUCCAGACGGGCGAGCAUGAAAAGGUUCAGGGUGGCUACGGGAAAUACCAGGGCACAUGGAUCCCUUUUGAACGCGGUCUCGAGGUUUGCCGUCAGUAUGGCGUCCAUGAGGUGCUCCAUGCACUUCUCACCCAUAAGCGGGGCCAAGAUGGAGGAAGCGCCCCCGAUGUCGACACGCCAACAAAAGAACAGGCCAUGGCUGCCCAGCGGAAGCGUCUGUACAACGCAAGCUCUCAGGAGAGCCGCGGAGGUGGUGUUCAACAGGGUGGCACAUUCUUCAAGAGCAUUUCGUCGACCGCAUCCCAUGCUAUCAAUGCUAUUAGCAAAGCCAGGUUCGAGUCGCCCGCUCCCAGAAAUCGCAACCCUCCGUCUCGCGCUCCCAGCUUCCAACGCCAGCCGUCCAUGCAAGAUGCUGGUGACUUCCCACCAAACUCCCAGCACAGUUUUGUGUCCAACUAUGGGGCCCCCGAAUCUGCCUUUGGUUCUCAAGAGACACAGCCGGUGGUCAACGAGACGGUCGAGCCUGCGCGCAAGAGGCAAAGAAUUCUCACACCCGCUCACAGCUUUGGAGGGCUCACCCCGACAUAUCCAAGUAUGAACCCCUACGCCGAGAACUUUCCCGGGUCACCCACCGAGCCGAACGAGUCGUUCAUCUAUUCCCGGAACGAGCCGGAGUAUGCUCCUGGUCCGCUGCGUCCGCUGCCAUACGAAACAGCUCCCGAGGCCGAGGCAAAACGCAGCAUGCUGAUGCAGCUGUUCCUCAACACGGCCGGCCCUGACGAAAACCAAAAGAGCAUCCUCCGCAACAUGAUCCCGCAAGAACUUGACGGUCCCAUUGAUGCUCAGAGCAACACAGCCCUCAUCUGGGCUGCCACUCUUGCCCGGAUGCCGCUCCUGAGAGCCCUCGUGGAGGCGGGAUCCAGUCCAUUCCGUGUGAACGCAUCCGGAGAAACGGCCCUGAUGAGGGCCUGUAAUGCCACCAAUUCCAUGGAACACGGGUGCUUCCCCGAUCUUCUGGACAUCCUGGGCGGUACCCUGGACGUGAGAGAUGACAAGGGCAGGACGGUGCUGCAUCACAUUGCCCUCGUCAGUGCGGUACAGGGUAGGAAUGUAUGCACCCGGUACUACCUUGAGAGCUUACUUGAGUGGGUGGUCCGCCAAGGGAGCAAUCCAAGCAGUCAGAGCCAGACUUAUGGAAGCAACGGGCUUGCCUCGUCAAGAAUGAACAUUGGUCGGUUCAUGGGAGAGAUUGUCAACGCACAAGACAACCGAGGUGACACAGCCCUGAACGUGGCAGCACGUGUGGGCAACCGAAGCAUCAUCUCACAACUCAUCGAGGUUGGCGCAGACCCUGAAAUCGCCAAUACCGCCGGUUUACGUCCCUUGGAUUUUGGCAUUGGGCUGGCACAUGGACACUCCGCCAGUGGCGAGACCGGGGAGAGAAACGCUCCUCAGGGGUCGAGACAGAAGAGCAGGGAGAAUAGCGAUGAGGUUGUCAACUGUGGGUUCAUUUCCUUGCCUCGUCAUGCGACAUCCUUACUGACUCAAACCUCAGCCAUCUCUCAUCUUAUCAACGAGUCAACCUCUCAGUUCCAGGGCGAACUCAAGAAGAAGCAAGACGCUAUCGACGCGCUUCACGGAUCUUUGCGCACAACCUCGGCCCAGGUUGGCGAGGCUCGCCGCAACCUAGAAGCUCUUCAAGAGAAGCUUACUGCCCAGCAGCUCGCCCGUCAAAAAGCCUCCAACCUUGCGCUGGCCUGUGAGGAGGAGGAAAUGGGACUUCGUCAACUCGUACAGCAACACCGUGUCUCCAUCCACAAUCUUGGGCCUGAGCAGGACUGGGCAGCCGAACUCAGGGCGGUUCUCACCGAAGCAAAGCAGCAAGCAGCCGACGACACCGGAGUGGACGGCCACCUCGCCGCCGACGCGGACAAGCCACAUCCCGCUGCUCGUCUCCCUAGUGCCGCCGUGUUGCGUGCCAGAAUCAGGGCGGUUCACGCCAGAGGGGAGCAGACACGACACAUGGUUGGUAGACUGAAAGCGCGGAGCAAGCAGCGGGAGCUGCAGUACCGGAAACUUGUCUCACUCUGCACACGCCGGCCAGAGGCAGAAGUCGACCGGCUGCUCGAAACUUUGACGAAAGCCGUCGAGUCGGAGAAGGGCGAGCUUGAACUUGGAAGAGUCAGGAGAUUUCUUGGCGGGGUUGAGGGUGUCGUUGCUUGA
Messenger RNA from Podospora anserina S mat+, 2535 nucleotides. RefSeq lists its product as uncharacterized. Gene Ontology annotation, molecular function: protein binding; transcription coactivator activity; DNA binding. The transcript has 2 exons. The record is from RefSeq and is a predicted model, not a curated record. The coding region runs from base 1 to 2535 and encodes 844 amino acids. NCBI's taxonomy places the organism in Eukaryota, Fungi, Ascomycota, Sordariomycetes, Sordariales, Podosporaceae. Gene Ontology annotation, cellular component: MBF transcription complex; SBF transcription complex.